Messenger RNA from Nothoprocta perdicaria, 2301 nucleotides. It is a transcript of the gene HAP1, whose product is annotated as huntingtin associated protein 1. The record is from RefSeq and is a predicted model, not a curated record. NCBI's taxonomy places the organism in Eukaryota, Metazoa, Chordata, Aves, Tinamiformes, Tinamidae. Gene Ontology annotation, biological process: anterograde axonal transport of mitochondrion; neurotrophin TRK receptor signaling pathway; neurogenesis. The coding region runs from base 1 to 2301 and encodes 766 amino acids. The transcript is spliced from 17 exons. Gene Ontology annotation, molecular function: signaling receptor binding. Gene Ontology annotation, cellular component: dendrite.
AUGUGGACACCCUGCGAUGCCCCCCAGCUGCUGCCGAGCACGGAACAGGGCUCUCCGGCUGGCGCCGGCCGAGGAAGGGAGCGCCGGGCCGGGCGCCGGGCCGCCCCCCAUGGCCGCCGGCCCCCCGACGUGACGCCCGCCAAGCUGGACAUCCCGCCGGAGCGCCCGCCCGCGCAGCCCGCCCGAGCCCCCGCGCCCCGCCGCGAUGCCGCCACCAUCACCGAUCUGCACAGCGGCGGUGACGUCCCCGAGGUGGAGAUCGUCAGCCUGCUGGGCGAGCCGCUGCCGCGCUACACGCUGCGCGCCGACUCCGUCUUCGGCUACGAGCACGACGACUGGCUGCGCGCGCCGCCGCUGCCGCCCGGCGCCGCCGCCGCCCUCACGCCCCGGCAGCUCGAGGAGACUCUGCGCUACUUCGUGCUGUGUGCCGAGCGGGUGAGCAGGGUCACCAAGACCUACCACGACAUUGACGCUGUCACUAACCUGCUGGAAGAGAAGGAGCGGGACCUGGAGCUGGCCGCACGCAUCGGGCAGUCGCUGCUGAAGCAGAACCGGAGCCUGACGGAGCGCAACGAGCUGCUGGAGGAGCAGCUGGAGCUGGCCAAGGAGGAGAUCGCCCAGCUGCGCCACGAGGUCUCCAUGCGCGACGACCUGCUGCACUUCUACACCACGAGCACGGAGGAGAGCGAACCGGGCUCGGCCGCGUCCACGCCGCUGCGCCGGAGCGAGUCCUCGCCCUCGCUGCAGCACUACCUGCAGUACGACGUCCUGCAGCAGAAGCUCAAGGGCCUCGAGGAGGAGAACCAGAAGCUGCGCCUGGAGGCCACCAGCAUCGCCACCGAGACCUGCCAGUACGAGGAGCAGGAGCAGCAGCUGAUGAUUGACUGCGUGGAGCAGUUCUCCGAGGCCAGCCGGCAGGUGAGCCGCCUCUCGGAGGAGCUGGCGCGCAAGGCGGAGGACACGGCGCGGCAGCAGGAGGAGAUCAGCCAGCUCCUGGCGCAGGUGGUGGAGCUGCAGCACAAGUGCCGCACGUACGGCUCCGAGGUGGAGGAGCUCCAGCAGCACCUGGCCCUGGCCAAGGAGGUGCAGCAGCAGCUGCGGACGGAGCUGCGCGACCUGCAGGAGAAGUACGCGGAGUGCGGCGGGAUGCUGCAGGAGGCCCGCGCCGAGGUGAAGAGCCUGCGCAGCCGCAGCCUGCCCAGCGGCGCCGUGGGCCGCUACGGAGCGCCCAGCCUGCUGCCCCUGGACUCGCUGGCGGCCGAGAUCAAGGGCUCCAUGCGCAAGGGCGCCGAGGGCUCCUCCUCGGACUACAGCUGCCUGCGCGUCUUCGAGACGGUGAAGGCCGUGAACCAGGCGGCCAGGGCCCGCUCGAGCUGCGAGUCGCAGCCCUCGGGCCCGUCCUCGGCGGGGACCAGCACCCCCCACGGCAGUGGCCCCGGCCCCGCCGCAGGCGCUCGGGCCGCGGCGGCCGGAGCGGCGCUGGAGGCAGCCGUGCAGCAGCUCUCGGUGCGCCAGGAGAGCCACGCGGCCGAGCGCUCCUUCUUCGACACGGAGCGGGAGCACAAGCUGCGGCGCCUGCACGAGGCCGAGGGCUCCAGCGGCGCCCUCAGCCCCACCGGCAGCGUCGCCUCCGCCGGCUCCGGCGCCUCCGAGCUCACAGCCGCCUCUGGCUUCUCCCUGGGCUCCCUCUCCUACCUGCCUGACAAGCUGCAGAUUGUGAAGCCCCUGGAAGGCUCGGUGACGCUCCACCACUGGCAGCAGCUGGCACGGCCCGACCUGGGCGGCAUCCUGGUGCCGCGGCCUGGCGUCCUCACCAAGGACUUCCGUCAGCUGGACGUGGACCUGGAGCAGGUCUACACGCUGGCCGACCUGGAGGAGGACGACGUGGACGCGGGCGCCUUCGCGCGGCUCCCGACGUCGACGCCGGCCCCGGAGCGGCGCGGCGUGUUCCUCUCUGUUAACAACCUCCCCCAGACCCCAUCCACCUUCACCAUCACCACCUGCCACGUCCUGCACCCCACCACCGAGAGCACCAGGGUGACAGCCAGCCUCCCUCCCGCGGCCGUGCCUUCUUGUGGGCCCUUUGCGGGGCUGAGCGGCGGCGCGGAGCCGCCCCGCGCCCCCACGGGCCUCGUGCCGCUGCUGCUGGCGCGGGGCAUCUCGGCGGGGCGCCCGCCGGCGCCCGGCAGCAUCUUCAGCCUCAACCUGGUGGCCAAGCUGCGGCGCCUGGGGCUGGACCGCGUGGUGGCCCGAGGGGAGACGUCCUACGCGCAGGGCGCGCACGGGGACGGCGCCACGUGA